Messenger RNA from Juglans microcarpa x Juglans regia, 800 nucleotides. RefSeq names its product non-specific lipid-transfer protein 3-like. Bases 146 to 520 code for a protein of 124 amino acids. The transcript has 2 exons. Gene Ontology annotation, biological process: lipid transport. Lineage: Eukaryota; Viridiplantae; Streptophyta; Magnoliopsida; Fagales; Juglandaceae. Gene Ontology annotation, cellular component: membrane. Gene Ontology annotation, molecular function: lipid binding. The record is from RefSeq and is a predicted model, not a curated record.
UCGACAAAACACCACCCUGCAUAUGCAUUAUAUAAACACCAACCUAGUAGCGCUUCUUACAACACUCUGAGUCGGUAGCCAACAUCCAUCUUAAAGCUAGCUUGGGAUUGUAAUUCUUUGCUGCGCGCAUUAGUCAAUAUUUUUCAUGAUGGCUAGCUUUGUUAAUAUCUUUAAGUUGGGUUGCUUGCUGGCGCUGGUGUGCAUGGUGGUAGGUGCACCAAAGGGCGCAGAAGCAGCGAUAUCAUGUGGGCAGGUGGUGAAUUACCUGACCCCAUGCGUUUCUUAUGUAGCAAAUGGUGGGAGUGUGCCGGCUACGUGCUGCAAUGGGAUCAAGUCCCUCUUCGGCCUGGCUCGCACCACAGUUGACCGUCAGGGCGUUUGCAAUUGUCUAAAGCAAGCUGUCAACGGAGUUUCAUACACUCCUUACAAUCUUAAUCUCGCAGCUGGACUUCCCAAGAAAUGUGGCGUCAAUAUUCCUUACAAGAUCAGCCCCUCUGUAGAUUGCAACAGCGUGAAGUGAUCUGCAGAUUGAUAGAGGCAUCGUAGAAAUCAAGUUGGGUCAGCGUGAGAAUAAAUAUCGGUGCCUUUUGUUCACCUGGGGAUUUACAAGCUGACUUGCUUAAUUUUCAUGUUUCUAUGUACUCGUAAUUUCAUCGACUAGAAAUGGGUCUUGUUUAUUUAUAUAUAUGUGUGCUAAGUCGUCGGUCUUCUUGAGUUGAGCUGCAACUAUGUACGCACUUUGCUUAUAGAGGAUAUUAUAUAAUAUUCAUGGUAUAGGCCAGAGCACGUUUCUGAUCCAA